UAAUUAAAAACGAAUGUUAACAUGAUUAACAACAUCAAAAAUAAUAAAGGAUAUAAACACAGUCAUUCUUGUCAUUCCCUUUGGCUAUUCAGAUAAUGUCGGAUUUCUUUGAAUUUUAUUUGAGCAUCAAACCAUCAAUCACGGAGCUAGACGUUCAUGUUGAAAUAGGAAUCAAAUGGUAUUCACUCGGGAAUCUUUUGGGAUGCGAGACUGAGACUUUGGAUCAGAUUGAGGCGGAACAGGACAAAGAUGACAAGCACAAGACCAAAGAGAUGUUUCAGUUGUGGCUGACUGGUCCAGUGUCUAGGAAGAAAGUUCUAGAAUGCUUGAGAAAAAGAUUAAUCGGAGAGAAUGAUGUUGCUGGGCACUAUGAAUCAUACCUUAUAAAAGGAAAAGCUUUCAGGGAUGGACAAUUUGGUACAGCUGCUUAAUGAAGCAGCCAAUAAUAUCUUUCAGUCUCAUUUUGCAGCGAUGAUAGAGCUAUUAAAGGAUCCUGUACGAUCAUCUCAAGUAAUGUACAGUAAGAGAAUCAUUGGUGAAGCUACACUAGACGUUAUGGAGGAACCAGUAUCAGAUGAGAUGACACUUGAUGACAAAAAGGAAUCUCUGCUAGCUACCAUUGAAGAGGAUGUGUCUAAUAAUUACAGGAAACUCAAGGAAUUUGGCAAAUUUUUGACCUCAUCAAACGAAUUUAAAGAAAUGGGAGAGAAAAUACUAAGAGAAUAUGCUCAGUACAUAUCUGAGAAAGACAAGCAAUUGCUGCCGCAGGAAAGCAUUGAGAGAAUUACAAAUAUGGCUAGUGAAAUUCUGAGGGAUAAUUAUGAAGCUUUGUCCCUUUCAAUUGACGAGCCUUUUCAGCUUGCUUCUUUACUAGAUCCACAGUUAAAUGAGAAAAUCCUUGGGAAGGUGGAGUUAUACCGAAGCUCUUUAGCUGUUAGCAUUGGAAUUAUCCUGAAAGCUGUUCGAAGUGCUGUUCAUGAAUCUAGUGAGCAUUUAGAGCUAUUGGUAUCUGCACUGAGAAAAUUUGAAAAGACAGUGCCCAUUGCUGACACCAUAUUUAAGGAAUACAUUCGCAGAGAUCCCGAACAAGAUAGCAAGAAAGAAGUGGAUUGCUAUAAUGAAACUUUGUCAUACGGAAUGCAGUCUGUAACAUCAACAGGAUGUGGUGGUAGAAUAUAUCUUCCACCUGGAACAAAUGAAAAAUUCACUAAGAUGCGCAUUGAUUUUGGUGCUACAUUUUUUCAAGUUAGACGAGAAAUAGAAAAAAAGAAACUAGAUCCAGAAGAAUUGAAAUUGCUACUUCGUGACUGUUUGCCUGAUUAUAAGUCACAAUUCUCCGACAAAAAUUUUAAAAGCAUUUUCGACAUAUUAGAGCUAGUAAAAGAGAAGUGUUCACUCGUAAAUAUUCAUUGCUUGAAAACCAUAGUAAAAAUAUUUAAAAUAAAAAAAGCUAUGGUUAUUAUCAAAAAAUACGAAGAACAAGUUGAUGUUUUUUGUGAGGCAAUGACUAUUGAUUUGUGUCUUGAUCAAAAAUUUGAGGUAGUGCGACGUCCACAGCCACUUUUGUGUGAAAAAUUGACCUUUAUUCUUAAUUGGGAACCACAAGACUACUCCCUAAAAGAUGUCAUGGAUGUACUUACAAAAUGCACCAGCGACAGCAGUAUUAAUGUUCAAAUUACAUGUAUGAUUGAUACGAUUGGGAAGUCCAAUAGCAUAGCUGUGGACUGCUAUAUCCCAAUGAGUCAGGCAGGGUAUGUAGUUGCUAUAGUCUUUCAAAAAGUCAAACAUGCACAAGUGAAAGCAUUGAGUCGCUUAAUCUGGAGAAACGUACUAGUAUGGGAUAAACACACCACUACAAGUGAUGAGGACAUAGACAAAGUUGUCGAGCAAGAAAAAGAACGUGCAAAGCAAAUGAAAGAUGUCACAGAAGAAGACAUUAAAAAAGACAUAGAAGAAGAAAAAGCAGGCAAAAUUUACAUUUAUGAAGCUGGAAUACAGUUAAAUUCACCACUUGCUUGGCAGUGUGAAAAUGCUCUGGGCCAGCUGUCUCAAGAUCAUCAUGAGGUUCAUCUCUUUUACUCAUCUUCCAAGAUUGCUCAACUCAUCAUUAUGAAUCUACACACAAAGAGAUCAGUGACAAAACUGGGCAUAUAUCGUACUCCUAUCUCAGACGAAUGUGCUACAUUCCUGGCUGAUGCUCUGGCUGAAAAUAAAAUCCAAGAGCUACAUGAAUUGACUUUAUUUCUUACUCCAAUGAGUGAAAGUUCACUCAAUAUCAUACUCCAAUCGCUUCAAGAGAAUUCAACAUUAAACCAUUUCUAUAUUCGCGACACAUCUAUAUCUAGGUCUGUUAGUAGGAACACUGAAACUUUGUUGGCUGCAUUUCUGGAAAAGAACACUACAUUAACUAAGGUGUAUCUUUAUGCAAUAACCCUGUCAGAGGACUUUCUUCCAAUACUUUUUGACAUGGUAGCUAGAAGCAAGGCACACCUAACAUUAGAUCGUGAAAACAAAGAGGCAGUUGCAACCUUCCCAGGCUAUGGAAGUAUCAUGGACAGAAUACACUUUAGCAUGUAGUUUUUUAUAGCUUUCAUAUUUGAAUUUAUGUUUUAGCAUGUAGUUUUUAUAACUUUCAUACUUGAAUUUAGAAUUAAUUUAUAGCUCAAGACAUAA
Molecule: messenger RNA, 2673 nt
Organism: Amphimedon queenslandica
Lineage: Eukaryota; Metazoa; Porifera; Demospongiae; Haplosclerida; Niphatidae
Exons: 7
Coding region: 406-2577 (723 amino acids)
Source: RefSeq, a predicted model, not a curated record